Messenger RNA from Cadophora gregata, 1779 nucleotides. RefSeq lists its product as uncharacterized. NCBI's taxonomy places the organism in Eukaryota, Fungi, Ascomycota, Leotiomycetes, Helotiales, Ploettnerulaceae. Gene Ontology annotation, cellular component: mitochondrion. The record is from RefSeq and is a predicted model, not a curated record. Gene Ontology annotation, molecular function: malate dehydrogenase (decarboxylating) (NAD+) activity; NAD binding. The transcript is spliced from 8 exons. The coding region runs from base 1 to 1779 and encodes 592 amino acids. Gene Ontology annotation, biological process: malate metabolic process; pyruvate metabolic process.
AUGGGAGGGAUAAAGGGUGCCCUGGGCCGUCAACUCUACCGGCAUACCACUGCAACGAAAAACAUCCCUACACUCCCUACACGACUCUCGUCUUCCGUCGCAGCUGCCGCAGUCAAUAUGGCACCUGGACCGAUAGAUACUACUUCUCCCAGCAGAGCCAAUGUCCACCCUGAUACUUCGUACCCCAUCGAAGUGAGAGACAAGCUCGGUGUCCACGGUCUCACGCCUCCAAACGUUGAGAGCCAUGCCCUCCAACUCACUCGUUGCCUCAAGCAACUAGCUUCCAAGACGACGCCUAUUGAGAAAUACAUCUACCUAAGUAACCUCCGAAACAGCAAUAUUCAUCUCUUCUACCGUCUCGUCCUCACAAAUUUCACGACUAUUGCACCAAUAAUUUACACACCAAUAGUGGGAGAAGCGUGUUUGAAGUGGUCGGAGAUCUAUCAGCAACCUGAAGGUCUAUACAUCUCUUAUAAAGACCGCGGUCAUAUUCUUGAAGUUCUCCAAAAUUGGCCUCAACCCAAUGUUGAAAUCACCGUCGUCACUGAUGGCUCUCGUAUCCUUGGACUCGGCGAUCUCGGCAUCAAUGGUAUGGGAAUUCCUGUCGGUAAGCUAGCACUCUACACAGGAUGUGCUGGAAUUCGACCUGAGGUGACCCUACCAUUGUGUCUUGAUCUGGGGACCAGCAAUAAGGAUUUGUUGGCCAGUCCAUUGUACAUGGGUGCCAAGAUGCCAAAAGUCUCUGAGCAGGAGGAGGCUGAUUUCUUGGAUGAGCUGAUGGUUGCUUUGAACAAGAUGUGGCCUGGUAUCGUCGUCCAAUUCGAGGAUUUCAAGAAUCCAUUCCCAGCUCUCGAAAGAUAUCAACACAAGUACUCUAUGUUCAACGACGAUAUCCAGGGUACAGGUGCUGUUAUCCUCGCUGGCAUCAUCAAUGCCUUGAAGAAGAGCGGCAUUCCAGCCAAGGACCAGCGUGCUGUGUUCAUGGGUGCUGGAAGUGCUGGUGUUGGUGUCGCCAAACAGAUCGUAGAGUACUUCAUCAAAGAGGGAUUGACCGAAGAUGAGGCAAGACAUUGCUUCUGGUUUGUUGAUACCAAGGGUCUCAUCACAAACGAUAGAGGAGACAGACUCGCGCAACACAAAGUCUAUUUCUCCCGUGACGACAACAAAGGCCAGCAAUUCAAGACUCUCCCAGAGGUUGUCGACUUUGUGAAGCCCACAAUUCUUAUGGGACUGUCCACCAUGCGCGGAAUCUUCGACGAAAGCAUCCUCAAGACUAUGGCUAAAUUGAACCCCAACCCUAUCAUCUUCCCACUAUCAAAUCCCUCCAGCAACUCCGAAUGUACAUUCGAAGAAGCAAUCAAGCACACCGACGGAAAAGCCAUUUUCGCCAGCGGUAGUCCUUUCCAGCCUUACCUGUACAAAGACAAAGUCAUGAUUCCAAGUCAGGGAAACAACAUGUACGUCUUCCCAGGCAUUGGACUUGGUUCCAUCCUCUGCAAAUCCGUCCAUAUCACCCAAGAAAUGAUCUACGCCUCCGCCGUAGCCCUCAGCAACGCCAUCACCCCCUCUGAACUCGCCGAUGGUCGCCUGUACCCUGAACUCGACCGCAUCCGCGAUGUCAGUGUCGUUGUAGCCCGUGAGGUCAUGCGUGAAGCUCAGCGACAAGGAUUAGAUCGCGAGCCAAGCAUUCGGGGCUUGAGUGAUGGAGAGCUUGAUGAGUGGAUCAAGGCGAGGAUGUACGAUCCGACCAAAGACACCAUUUUGCGUGCAAAUCUUUAG